Molecule: messenger RNA, 3043 nt
Organism: Maylandia zebra (zebra mbuna)
Lineage: Eukaryota; Metazoa; Chordata; Actinopteri; Cichliformes; Cichlidae
Gene: orc1
Product: origin recognition complex, subunit 1
Biological process (GO): mitotic DNA replication checkpoint signaling; DNA replication initiation
Cellular component (GO): nuclear origin of replication recognition complex
Molecular function (GO): DNA replication origin binding; ATP binding; ATP hydrolysis activity
Source: RefSeq, a predicted model, not a curated record
GGAAACUACGCAUUUUUCGCGCGAAAUCUCGUUGCUGUCCUGUAUUGUAUUUUCAGUAGAUUAAAUCAGAGAAUCGGGCAGAUCGGCUUCGCGGUGGGGAGAAGGUUACUUUGUUUUUUGUUGUUGUGAUUUUGUCCUCUGUGUGAGCUGAAAGAGACGAAACAGGAUGAAAUAUUUCACUCGAAUGAAAAUCAGACGAGUAUAUGAGUGGAGUGGAAGGGCACGAAGCUUCAACAGGAGGCUAAAAACCCACGACUAUGACUCUUUUGCGAUCAGUGUGGAGGGUCUCUCAAAAAUCAUCAUCAACACAGGCCAACACAUCCUCAUAGAGGGGUAUGAUGAAGACAACCCAUAUGUGGCCAAAGUUACCAGGCUGUAUGGUGAUGAGAAUGGGCAACAGAUGAAGGCAGUAGUUCAGUGGUUCAUGCGUGUGUCUGAAUUGCCUGUCAACAAACUGAAAUUGCUUGGCAGAGAGCCUCAUCCGCAGGAGAUCUUCUACUAUGAAUGUCGUAAUUGUGAUAAUGAGGUCAACGUCGAGUCCAUCCUCAGGCCUGUGAAGGUGAAGCACCUCGACAGCAAUGACCCGUUCCCUGACUCCUCUGACAAAGAUACCCUGUACGUGAAGUUGUCCUGGGACUCCAAGGUCUUCGGGGUGGUGAACUCGACCGUGAUGGAGUCUCCCGCUGAGCCAGCACCUGCUUCUUCACCUCCUUCCUGUCUUAAACCCUCCCUCCCGAUAUCACCUUCUUGCUCCCAGUCUGCAGCCACCCCCAGAGGACCCUCUCGGCGUGUCCUACCCACACCGGACCACGCCAUAAUGCAGAAGGCGUCAUUAGGGGAAGUUGGCUGCAGCAGUGUAGGUACACCUGCCAAUGUCGAGGCUGAGUCACUUCACUCGGCCACUAAACUGUCAGCGUCAAAAUGCCUCAGUGCCAAGAGGAGGAAUGCCACGGCCAGGACGCCUGGUGUCCGAAAGAGACUGGAGCUUAGCAGUCCAGACAAGUCAGUGACAGGUGAAGAAGUCCUGAGUCAGCUGCUAAAUGAAGAGUUGGAAUCAAAGGUGACACUGACUCGCAGGCUUCCUCCCUCUGCCGCUCAUCCUCUGCCCGUCACCCACAGCCUCACACCCCUGAGGAAGGCCCACAGACCCACCGGUGCUCGGUGUGGUGUCCCCUCAUCUGUCUUCCUCAACAAACUCUCUGAUUCGGAUAGCCCUCUGUCACCAGCCAAGGAUGACUCCACAAGAGCUACAACUGUGUCACAAAAGAAAGAGCUGAAAACCAUUAAAGAGCCAGUCCUCAGUGUUCUAGCGGAGGUGGAGAAUGAAAAGUCUCCAAUGGUCACUGAAACACCGAGGAGCUCUAAGAGGAAGUCGGCCAUGGUGGUGUCAUCACGCAUCAAGAAACAGCUGAAUCUUCUGGAAAACGAUCAGGACCUAAACUCAUCCGGAGAGGAAGAGGAUGAGUUUGUUCCAUCUAAGAAUGACUUGCUGAGCAGCAGCGAAGAGGAGGGUCAAGAUGAGGAUGGGCCGAAUAUUGAUGAUCAAGUGUCAGCGAAGAAGUUCCGAUAUGUUGCAACGGGUUCUGGCAAUUCUCGUUCAAAAAGGAAAUCUUACUCCUCAGCGAGAACACAACGAAGAACUCCCGCAAAGAAGAUCUCGCCGGGAACGCCCAAAACCCCCCGUCACGCCACGCCCAGCAUCCCCAUCAGGUCCCUGCAGACCCAACAGCCGGCUAACAUCCUGGAGGAAGCCAGAGCCAGGCUGCAUGUGUCAUCGGUGCCAGAGUCUCUGCCCUGCAGGGAGCAGGAGUUUCAGGACAUCUACAGCUUUGUGGAAAGCAAGAUCAUUGACAACACAGGAGGGUGCAUGUACAUCUCUGGUGUGCCAGGAACUGGAAAGACAGCGACAGUUCAUGAGGUGAUUCGCUGUCUGCAGCACGCAGCUGACAUGGACGAAAUCCCUUCAUUCCACUUCAUCGAGAUCAAUGGGAUGAAAAUGACAGACCCACACCAGGCCUACGUCCAAAUCCUACAGAAACUGACUGGUCAGAAAGCCACACCUGACCACGCAGCAGUUCUGCUGGAAAAGAGAUUCAGCAACCUAGCGCCCAGGAAGGAGACUAUUGUGAUGCUCGUGGAUGAAUUAGACCUGCUGUGGACGAGGAAGCAGAACGUGAUGUACAACCUGUUCGAUUGGCCCACACGGCGUCAUGCUCGCCUGGUGGUGCUGACCAUCGCCAACACAAUGGAUCUGCCCGAGAGAAUCAUGAUCAACAGAGUGGCCAGUAGACUGGGUUUGACCAGGAUGUCAUUCCAGCCGUACAGCUUCAAGCAGUUGCAGGAGAUCAUCAUGUCCAGGCUGAACAAGUUGAAGGCCUUUGAGGAGGACGCUCUGCAGUUGGUGUCCAGGAAGGUGGCCGCUCUGUCCGGUGAUGCUCGCCGAUGUUUGGACAUCUGUCGGCGGGCAACGGAGAUCUGUGAGCACUCAGCUGCUGACCCUUCCUCCACAGGAUUGGUGGGAAUGAGUCACGUGAUGGAAGCACUGAAUGAGAUGUUUUCCUCUGCCUACAUCACUGCCAUCAGGUGUGCGUCAACACAGGAGCAGCUCUUCCUCAGAGCUGCUAUUGCAGAGUUUAGGCGGCUGGGAUUGGAAGAGGCGACUUUCCAACAGGUGUUCGUGCAGCACCAAGCUCUCUGUCGGAUUGAAGGUCUUCGGCCCAUCGGUGUCUCGGAGGGUCUGGCUGUUUGUCAGCGUCUGGGAGCCUGCAGGCUGCUGCUGCUGGAACCGAGUCACCUGGGAGUCCUGCAGCACAUCCGACUCAACGUCAGCCAGGAUGACAUCUUUUAUGCCUUGAAAGCUGACUGAAGGGGGGAGUCUUUCACACAAACUGAACAAUGACAGAUGACAGUGAACCCUCGUCCACGGAUUUUAGUUAUGAGCUUAAAUCUUUGUCCCCAAUUUUACUGGAAGAUUUUCUUCUGUCUUUGGAUUUUAUUUUUUAUGUUUGUCUUAAAUGUACAAUAAAAUUCUACUAAUCCCUCA